UCUAGAGAUUGAGAAGUGCCCCUUUUUCUGCAAAUAUCAUUUGCAAUUUCUCCAAGCUAUUCUACCGAUAUUUAACCCCUUAAGCUACGAGCUGUUAUUAUUCCAUUGCAGAACUGCAUCGCUCAACGGUAUUAAUCGUCAAACACUGCCACUAUGAACGUCCCCGGAGCGACCGGAAUAUCUACAACAAUAGUAGCGACUCUGAUUGUUGCUCUCCGGCUUUUCACGAGACUUUCUGUUACGCGCCAAGGAUUGGGACUCGAUGACUGUCUAAAUCUCGCUGCCUUGGUGCUCGUAUGGGUGUUUUUGGGUGGUUUCUUCCCAUUCUACGAUGCGAUCGAUAAUUUGUUCCAGGCUCAAACCGAGGAGAACAACCGACGGUUCGAAAUAUACAACGCCGUUACCGGAAUCGCCUUUACCACAGCCUUGGCUCUCAGCAAACUAUCCAUUCUGGUGUUCUACCUCCGCCUUUCCCCUGUUCGGUCCCAUCGGUACCCCGUUUAUAUACUCAUGAGCUUACUCUGUCUAUAUACCCUGGGGUGCAACAUCUUCUCUCUUCUCAUAUUUUCCCCUCUGGCCCAGAAGGUGAAAGAUGCAGACACAAUAUUCACUCCCCUAUACGCCAUAGGCAACAUCGUGAUUGACUUUUGCAUCCUACUGCUACCUAUACGAGCCGUUUUGCCUCUUCAGAUGAGUGCGAAAAGAAAGGUGUUGGUUUUGAUGAUCUUUACCACCGGCACUGUGGUUUGCGCCUUUGCAAUUUGGAGAGCCACGUGCCUCACGUUCAUCUCCAAGUCACUGCCGACGAAAACAGCGAUAUCGAAAGAGUUGGCUAUCUGUUUCGGCGAGGUAAAUGGAGGAGUCAUCUGUGCAGCGGUGCCAAGUAUCUCAGCCUUCUUCACCAAGUUUCUCCCCGAUGUCUACGCGUCGUAUGUCAAAGGUUCACAAAGUUCGUCAUCCAUUGGCAACUCACCUUUCUCCACCACUGAGAGCAAGAAUGUGAACCGUCGUCAAACCCAUGAGCAAAGUUACAAGUCUCGCUCGCAUGAAGCUGUAUCGACUUCCCAUCAUAUUUGAAGAGCCAUUUGUGGCAUUGACCUUUCUCUUAGUAGUUCUUGGUCCAAAGUCUCUCUGAGUAAUCGUCUUUCAAAACCUGAAUUUAGGUGGACAAAGGAAGCUAGUCGAACCACGACAUGACCUAAAGGCGGCACUCUGGCAACGGGAUACUGUACUAGCGAACUAUAUCUUAGAAAAGACUAGAACGCAUUAUAAGAUAAAAAUGUGAC
This is a messenger RNA of Pseudomassariella vexata, 1286 nucleotides long. RefSeq lists its product as uncharacterized. The record is from RefSeq and is a predicted model, not a curated record. The transcript has 5 exons. NCBI's taxonomy places the organism in Eukaryota, Fungi, Ascomycota, Sordariomycetes, Amphisphaeriales, Pseudomassariaceae. Bases 154 to 1077 code for a protein of 307 amino acids.